AGAACUGUUCACAUCAGAGCGAACCAAAACAUGGAUAUUAGAGGUCAAUUUGCUCUCCAAGUACAAGAAAAUUUGUCUGCAAGCCACUUCUCAGUAAGCUUUGCUGCCAUCGUUAUGAUUGUCCAUUUGUUUCACUUUUGGUAAUAUCGCUUGUGAUUUAAUUACUCUGCUACUGUGGUUGAUCCUUUUCUUUUUAUUUGUGUUUGUUUAUUGGAGGAGAUUUUGAUCAUAUUGGGUUCUGAAUCUAUUCCUAUUCUCUUACUGCCACCAAGAUCGCACAAUUGCGUCGUCCAGGGUUUGCCUUAAUAUUAGUCUUAGGCUCUUAGCAGCCUGCAAAGUCUUUUUUUCACACAAGUUUUGUAACAUCUGGUAGACUUCUUGGACUAUAUUAGUCUUUAGCAGCUACUAUAUUUAGUCGAGCAAUUGAUGAACCGAUCUUAAUUCUAAGCUAUGUUGUACAUUCUGCGCAGAUUGGUGGACAGGGAUUGUUGUUCUCUCGAUGUCGAUUUACCUGGCAAAGUUCCUGGUUUGGGCUUUUGCUUCAGAUCAAGCUUGGAGCCUCCUCCCUCGUCGCCCUUCUCCCACCCCUUCCCCUUCAUCCAGAUCUCGAACCCUCGUCUGGCGCCUCCGGAGAACGGAGAGGAGAUCCUCGACGGAGAUGGGAGGUGGAUUCACGUGGGGGAUCCUCCUCGCCCACGCCGGCUAUGCCACCAGUCAUUAUAGAGCGAUGCUAAAGAUCGUGGAGGAGUUCGCGAGUCCUCCUAUGAAUGCUUUGGUCGAGAUUCUGCUGGGGUUAGCUUUAUCCAUACAUCCUGAUUCUGAAGAAAAUAGGUACUUGCAUUUCUAUAAAUUUAAUUGAUUACUUCCUCACGUUUCAGUUUUAAAAUUUGCUUUAGAUAUAAUCCAGUCCAGUAUAGUUUAGCCAGCUUAUGCAGAUUGUGCUCAUUGUUGUUGCCAGAUCUCACAUAUUUGCUUCAUUUCUUUAAUUAUCAGCUAACGUUAGUCUGCUAGGUAUCUGAACUGCAAUUAGUUCAAUCUAUGCCUUGACAAUCUAGACUUUGCUUUAUCUGAACAAUAACAUGGACUUUAGAUCAAACUUGAUGCCAAAGCAGAAAUAUGGUAUUCCUGGAUUCAAGUGGGAUGGAACUAGGAAAAUGUUCUCUGUGAUACCUAAGACGCUAAAAACAUGAAGUUUAAUGUUCUCUAGUAUGUUUGUUGGAGACAGCUAAAGGUGUUCGAACAAUGAAGCUAGAUGAUGAGACAUUAAUAUGUAUAGAACAUCUGUAUUUUGCAAGUGGUUAGGUUUUAUGCAUGACCAUAAAGCUUUAGCUGAAGGUGCUUGGUUCUUAAUUCACAUAAUUAGAAAUUUCUUUGGAUAUAGUAGUUUGGUUGGCUAAGGGCAUCUAUUUUUGCAACAUACCGAUAGCAUAGAAGCUGUGUGGUCAGGUGGCUACUUCUUCAAGUACAAUUCUUGUUAUUUCAGGUCCAAUCACCCAGACCAUAGGAGAUGACAACUUUGUGGAAAGUCAUGUUUUCUAUUUUAUUUUUUGACUAAGAAACAUUACUGGAGUUAAUGUUGCUCAUACUUGCAUUUGUUGUAUUCUUGAAUGGUGAUUUGGUUAAACCAAAAGUUCCUCUUAAACGAAAAAUGAAUAGACAAGCAUAAGGUAAAAUGAGCUCCAUGCAUGUAGGUUAUGGAUCUCGAUUGCUGUAGAUGAAGAUUAGUAAUGGAGAUAAGAUUGCUAUACAACCAUCAGUGUUUUAUGAUUUCUUUCAAUAUCACCGUGGGAAGGAUUUCAUGAUAAUUGAACCUCUAGAUAUUUUUGUUGGCUUCUCUUCUUCGAAGUCCAUGUUUCUUGCAUGUUUAGCUAGAAUCCUAGAUAAUAUUCGGCUUUGGCUUACAUUGACUUAUUAGAGGAAGAUGACUUUGACCAGAAGAAGCGAAGAACAUAAAAGGUAACAUGAGUUGAGUAACUUGUAUGGAGCGACCUUUUGCCAACAUGACCGACAUUUUUAAGUCGAAGCUACUAUCAAUGCGACAUCUAAUCAUAUACACAGGAUAUGAAUUUCCUAAUUCUGGAAGUAAAAUUGCUGAGAUUUUUUUAUUCACACCAACUGGUGUCCUCCCUGAUGUCAUAGUUAAAACAGGAUACUGUCUGUUCAUCUAAAAUCUGUUUGUACCAUCUUAAUAAGUGAUAGCCCAUAUGGAAGUGGUACAGAAUUACUCUCUAACAUCAUCUGCUAUGGCUGGAAUAAUCCAUUGGCUCAAUUAAUUGAACUGUGCGAUCUAUUAGGAGUUGCAUUCAGCAAUUUCUAGGUAGAAAGAAUGGUGAAAUUGGAGUAUUGGUUAUACAUUUAGAAAAGUGACGACGGAAUACUAGGUGAGAGAUGGGCUAUGCAAGUUGGAAAAUGUAUUUAGAGAGGAGGGUGAUAUAAGAAGGGAAAGAAUCAGAUGGAAAGAGACCAAACCAGCUUUCAGUUGCAUAGGAGAAAGAGACGUUUAUGAGACUUGGGGGGCAUAUAUUGGAGUUAGGGGUUGAGCAGAAGAGAAAGAUAGGAGUCAAUGCAUAUAAUAAGUGAGAUGUCAGGAUCAGAGAUAAGAUGAUACUUUAGGAUUGCGGUAACAGGACUUUUAGGGUUAAGAGGAUCUUUUUUUCUCUUUUUGUGAUUAAGGAAGUUAAUACAGUUGAUACUUCUUAUGUUUAGUUUGUAGAGGUCAUCAGUGACAUGACAUCUAUUCCUUUCGAUGGUGUCCAUCUUCAUAUGGUUUAUUAUGCAUACGUGAAAUGCAAGAUUUUCUCCUUGCCAGCCAACCAUUAUUUCAUGAUUUUCACUCAUCGUGGCAAAGCAGCACUUAAGUUGGAGAAAUAGGAUUUCCCAAGGCACAGGGAAUCUGAUGCCAGUUCAGCCUGAUCAAAUUACACCCUGUAGUUUUCUUCACAAAACAUGUAGUGGAAGUUGAUUAUUUUCAUGUUUUCCUCAUCUCUAGUAGUUUUGUAAUUUUUUAAAGUCAUUUUUGCCAAUCAAACAUAUAUGGUUUGGACGUCUCUUAUUUGUCUCAUCCGACGGUGACCAGUGCUAAGACAUCGAGUAUUAUGAGUACGAAACCAUACGGAUUAGUACUAUAAAGAAUACAUCACACUUAGUACAUUAGAUAGAGGUAAACAAGCCCACAACUAGGACUCUAGGAAGACAACCACAAGUAGAACUCUAGUACAUUAGUGCUAAGACAUCCGAGUAUUAUGAGUGGGGAACCGAAGGAUUAGUACUAAAGAAUAUAUCACACUUAGUACAUUAGAUAGAGAUUAACAAGCUCGCAAGUAGAACUCUAGGAAGACAACCUGAAACAUGAUACCUAGUACUACACGAAAUGAAGCGAGAAGCUUCAAGACAUGCACCCUUUUUUGAAUCACAUGAUCAUGGCCUUGUGCCUUGACGGCCUCUAAGACCAGCAGCAGCAGGUGUCCCCGGAAUGUUACCAAUGAUGGGAAUGGUGCCUAAGCCAGGGGUCCCAAAGCCGAAAUGUGGACCCAAGGGGUUGCCAUAAAAGCCACCGUAACCGAAGAAGUUCUGAGGUUUGUAAGCCUUGGCCUUGCUUGGGAUGCUUCUUCCUCCUUCAAGGCACACCACAUAGGUGGCCAGGAGCAGAGCAUGGAGGAGCAGCACCACCUUAGUAGACCUCUCCAUGGCCCUUCUUCCUCACACCAGAUAUAUUACGGAAGCAGUGGAGGGUGAUGAGCCACAACCCAAUUUAUAGCAAGGGAUAAAGAGAGACACUUAUUAAGUGAAGUAAAUGAAGAGCAGAUAGAGCUUUGAAAGAGCUGUGUGUUACCAGGCCUGUUGCCAUGUGAUCCCCCUUCAAUUACUUCCCAUUUAUGAGCAGCAGCGGAGUCCAAGCUCUGUUCUGGAUUCUUUUGACCGUGAUGUCUGAGUGUCAAAUUCAUGGCUCCGCAGAGGAGCGUGUGGAUUGGGGGUCGAUUUCUAUUGAUAUGGGACUACUGGAAGGUAGCAGAGAACCCAUGUGAACGAGUUGGUGCAAUUAAAAUUCCUGGCCAUCAUUUCUGAACUCUCAACUAAAUGCUCUCUGUACAUGCAGAUACCACCUACCUGGCAACACAGUGGAAAUUAUGUUAGGCUCCAAAAUCUAAGUUGGUUAACUUCUUAUCAGCUUACCAUUUUCAGGGUCAACCGUAAUAAUCAAGCUAAAUCCUAGUGUUAUGAUAUCAGAACACCACUUUGCUUUCUUCGUUCUAGUAUAUUUUUUUUUUUGUAUCAUUCAUUCAUGCUUGAAAACCCUGUGAAGAUGGACUGCUGCUGCAAGACCCGCUGCUUCAUUCUCUCCACCAUCUUGGUAGAUCUCAAGCAAUUAGAGAACCUUGCCUAGGCUUUCAAAAGCUGGCAGUGAGAAGAAGUGCACUUUUAGUCCAGAGCUGAAGGUUUACCCUGGUUGAAGAGGAAAUGAGAGAUCAGAUCAAGCAGUUGUGCACUCCUGCUGUAGCCAGGAUGAUGGGUAAGACUUGGGCUCACAGAAAACAACGCAUCUGUGAAAGGUAGCUCGCAGUAGGGCAUUAAACAGCAGAAGACAUUAUCAACAUAGCAGCAUGGAUUAAAUCCAACUUCUCUCUAAUUCCUGCAUCACCAAAACUCCCUCUGACCUCGUCUGGAACAAAUCAAGUCAUACAGUUCAACUGAGAUGAUCAAGUCACAACUGAAGUAAUUGCCUUCCAAUUCUUGCCAAUAAGAUGGCAAUUAUAUGAUGGGGUAGCCCAAUUAUUAUUAUCAAGUCCAAUCUUGAUUCAGGAGUUCGAGUGUGGCCAAACAAAUUAAUCUUCUUCUAUCUUCUUGGUGGACCAAAUCUUACAACCACUUCCAACUUUAUCAUCUCAUUUGGAGAUUGUACAAAGUUGAGUGGAAUCAAACCCAAUCUUCAUCAUGGAAAAGAAGAAUGGAAACUAAUCGGACUCCUCUUUUAUACCAAUUGAGAAAGACAUCACCUUACCUCUUUUUUGUGUUUUUUUGGUCACCUUAUAUCUUCUUACCCACGUAAAGAGUAAUAUUGAAUUGGAUGAAUGAUUCAAGCAGAGAAUUUUGCAUUGAGAUAGAGUUUACUCUGUCUUUUUACAUAUCAACGUUGCCUUCUUCAGUCCCAACUCAAAAUGCAUAUAUGAGACAAAACUUAGUUGCAGUUUAAAUGCAUAAAUUAUUUCCAUCAGCAUGUAGGUUUUCAGAUAUGAAAUCAAAUCAGAAAACUAAGAGGCAUGUGCAGAUAAGAUAGUCUACGAGUUUGAAAGAUUUUAUCUGACAAGUUCUAUACACAUUUUGUUCAAGCUUUUUCUCAAGAUAGUGCAUUUCCAUCUGCAUUAUCACGAAGAAAACAGAACAAGAGAACUAUGGAUCACUGAAAAUUCUUCGUGUCAGAAAAGAAAUAAGCACUAAGGCCAAUAGGAGGGCAGACUUUGGCUGUUGCCAUCCAAGCAAUCUUCACCUUCAACCUGAAACUUGCUGUGGCAGUUAAUCUCAGCAUUCUUCCCCAUACUGCAUCCAGUUGGUGUUCUUACAUCACUAUCUGCCUGCGAGAGGGUGUGCUGCAUGAAACCACCAUAUUGAACCAUGGAGAUCGUAUCAGAUAGUGGCACCAUAUGACUCAGGUUGACAUCCGAAGUCGCAGAUGACAGAAGAGAGAGAGCACAAUCGAACAUCCUGCUGCCGCUGCUCCUGCCAUCGUAGGGAGUGACUGCACAAAGAUUCAGCUGACUUUGAGUGGCUUUGUUCCCAGUUUCACCAUCCUGAAAGAUGUGCAGCUGCUUUCUCUCUCCGCCAAAGCUGUAAGAGAUGGAAAAGUUAUGGUGGCUGAUGAGUUGUGGAGGAGUUCUCUUCUCAGUUCUUCUCACAUCUCCAGCCCAGUUUGACUCUGCUGCAGUAGUUGGAUAUACCAGAGGGUAUGUAGAAACCCCUGUCACCGUGCAUGAGAAAGAAAUGGUUAGUGCCAUAAUACAUGUACAAAGUGUGAUGUGGUACACAACCCAGAAGAGAACAGCUACAGCAAUGUCAAUCAAAGAGGUAAACAGAGUUGCACGACGCAAGCUGAUCGAAAUAAAGCGUCCGAAGUGCUUCACUUCCAACAAAAGGUACCUCCUUGGCGAUCUGAGAACAAUCUUCCCGAGUUUGUAGAAUCUGGUUGGGACUUCCUUCGACGCUUGUUAUGCCCAUCAAGGCGUCUCCUACAGCUUCGCUUUACCUCAUCGAAUUCUUGUAGCAGAUGAAACCUACAGAGAAAGGAAGAAGGGAAGAAUACUGAGCUUCUUCUUUGGGAAGAGAGAGACAAAGUAGAGGAAUUCCAAGAACAAUUGAGCUUUGGUGGUUAGUCCUAAACAUCAAGAGAGGAGCUGUGGCACAACCGAAGGGAAUACAACAUCUCUGCUCUGUUACCUGCUGCAUUGCUGGCAGAAGCGCUGCUCCUGACCGCGGACCACCACCACCGGCGUCUUGGAGUGCGCCUCGCAGACCUUAUGACGCCGGUGAUACUCCCUGCACUUACUAAGAUCUGCCGUGCACCCAUCGACCGAGCACGACGCGCCAUUUGCCGGCGAUCGCGAUCGCGCUCGCGCCCUCUUCGUUGGACCAGAUGGAGACGCCGCCGCCGUCGUCGUCGAUGCAGCAGCUUGGUCGUUCGUCUUGUCUGGCAACCCGAAGCAACCGCUGUUCGACCCGACCGCCGCCGAGCCUACGCUCAGCUCGGCGUCCCGGCCCAGUUCUUCCGGGUUCCAUGGAGAUGCCACCACGGAGUGGAGCGAGCAAGGAAACCAGAACCAUGGUUCCGAGAAAUCAACAAGGGAGCGAGCUGAGGAAAGAUCGAUGGGGUGAACCAACUUAGCAAACAGCCAGAGAAAGCUAAUGCAAAGAAAGAAGAUCCAACAACAGCAUCAAGAAACCAGCUUAAAAGUGCAUGACAAGAAUCAACGAGUAGCUAACAUGGCAUCCAUAUCAGACCAUGGAAACCAUCGAGCACAACAACCCAAAGAGGGAGGAGAUGACCGAGGUUAGUAGGGUACGUACGUGCACAGGGAGGCAACAGCAGCCCGGGGAGACUGAUCAUGCAACGCCUGACAUGGAUUCCAAAGACAACAACGACUAUGAAGGGGGGGGGGAAGUCCUGUUGCUGCUCCUGUUCACCUUAUCAUGCACCUCCGCGGGGGAGCAGGCAAGCAUGUGAGUUGGUGGCGUAUAGGUAACAAUUAUUGGAAGGGGAAGGGGUAAACAGUCACCCUCGGUGUUGAAUGAGCCCAUGUUCUCUCCUUGCAUGAGUUGGCAAAACACUUGAGGCCUACGCGUCAUUGGAUAUGUGCCGAACUACGUUCUUAUCCUUUGUCCAACACUGGUUCUCUAUGAUUAAAGCUCGAGCAAUGUGCCUUGCGAGGGAAGUGUGCCGAAGGACAUCUGCAGCUCCCCCACCUACCCCCACGAUAGAUAGAGGAAGCGUGAGGAAGAUGGAAGCGGAUCAGUGGAGUACUAACUCCAUAUCGUCUGCUUGCAUCAAACAUGCUCGUGUCUCCGUCGAGGCAUUUGUGUGGUGGUGUAUUUAUAUAUUCGAGUGACUUAUACGUGGUUUAAUGGAAUGGAAAUUUGGAAUCGAGCAUUUUUGUAUGGUGUUUAAUAUAAUAAAAAAAAUUAAUGAAGAAAAAUGCAUGCUCGCUUUCUUCUAAGGAUCGGAA
Messenger RNA from Musa acuminata AAA Group (dessert banana), 7712 nucleotides. RefSeq lists its product as uncharacterized. The record is from RefSeq and is a predicted model, not a curated record. NCBI's taxonomy places the organism in Eukaryota, Viridiplantae, Streptophyta, Magnoliopsida, Zingiberales, Musaceae. The coding region runs from base 500 to 859 and encodes 119 amino acids. The transcript is spliced from 5 exons.